UGUUAUAUUAUGUUGUUAUUUUUUGAUGAGCGAGUUGUAAUCUUAUAUUUAAAAAAUAUCUUUCAAGAACAGGAAUGUUUAUAAACAUUUAAAUAUAAUUUUUCAUUCUUUUUUAAAUUAUAAUAAAAUUAAAACAAUAGUUUAAAAUAAAAAAAUCCCAGAUAUUCUAGGGUAAAUACGUAUUUACUAAAAUGAUAGUUGAGACUAUUGAUUAACCAGCUGAUGUUUGCAAGGUUUAGCAAGCAGUAAUCUAACAAAAAAAAAAAAAAAAAACAUUGUAAACUCAUGGAUAUCGAAUACGUAUUUACAGUCUAAACUUUGUUUUACUUAAUAAAAAUAUUUAAAUCAGGUCAUUGAUAAAUAUAAAACAAAUGUUUAAUCAAUAAACAUUUGAUUUAAAACCAAGAAUUAUCGAGUAUUAUAUCAAAGUAAAAUGGAGAAAUCGACUGCUUCGGAUAUUGUGAUUGUAUCGGGAAACUCACAUCCUGAGCUUGCUGAAUUAAUUGCCAACCGACUUGGUGUGAAAAAUGGCGGGUGUUUUGUUUACUACAAAACAAAUCGAGAAACAAUGGUCGAAAUUGCUGAUUCUGUACGGGGAAAAGAUAUUUAUAUAAUUCAAACAGGCACUAAAGAUGUUAAUAACAACAUAAUGGAAUUAUUAAUAAUGGCAUACGCUUGUAAAACAUCGUCAGCUAAAAACAUUAUCGGUGUAAUUCCUUAUUUACCUUAUUCAAAACAAUGCAAAAUGCGUAAACGUGGUUGCAUUGUUUCUAAAUUACUUGCAAAAAUGAUGUGUAAAAGUGGUCUUACACAUAUCAUAACAAUGGACCUUCAUCAAAAAGAAAUUCAAGGAUUUUUUGAUUGUCCUGUCGAUAACUUGCGUGCUAGUCCAUUCCUUCUGCAGUAUAUUCAAGAAAGUGUACCAGAUUACCGUAAUUCUGUAAUAGUUGCAAAAAAUCCAGGAAGUGCGAAAAAAGCCACCAGUUAUGCCGAAAGACUUCGAGUUGGAAUAGCUGUUAUUCAUGGUGAACAACGAGAAUCUGAGUCUGAUAUGAAUGACGGACGUAAUUCGCCACCACCAACUGUACUGUUAUCGUCAAGAACUAUGGAAGUUGGUGUUGGUGUACCAUCUCAUCCAGCUAAAGAAAAACCACCAAUAAAUGUUGUUGGUGAUGUGAAUGGUCGUAUUGCCAUAAUGGUCGAUGAUAUGGUAGAUGAUGUUCAAUCAUUCGUUGCUGCAGCCGAAGUUUUAAAAGAACAAGGAGCUAAUAAAAUUUAUGUUCUUGCUACACAUGGACUCCUUAGUUCAGAUGCUCCAAGACUCAUUGACGAAUCACCUAUUGAUGAGGUUGUCGUUACUAAUACUAUUCCACAUGAAAUUCAAAAGAGCCAAUGCUCAAAAAUUAAAACCGUCGAUAUAAGUAUUCUAGUAGCCGAAGCUAUUCGUCGUAUUCAUAACAAAGAAUCAAUGUCUUAUCUGUUCAAAAAUGUCACUACUGAAGACUAAAUAUUUUAUUUGAUAUAAAAUAUUAAGUAUAAAGUCAAGAAAAGGAUCGUCGCCUUAAAUAAUGGAGAAUAAAAAAAAAUAAAUAAAUAACUUUAUUUGACAUAAAGUAAUGAAAGUUUUAUAAAUCUAAAAAAAUAAUAAUCAAUACAAAAUGGAAAUAUAUAUUAAAACAUACAACAGUUCCGUGUUAGGGACCAGAUCAGGGUUAUGUAUAUUCCUCAAUUUUUAUAUGAUAUUUUUAUAUAUUUUUUCGAUAAACAAUCACAAACAAGAAGAAAGAAUGAAUUUUUGAAACGAACUACUAUUAGACUUUUUUUUUUUUUUUAUUAAUUUAUAUUGCUAAGUAUACUAUUUUUUUUUCUUUUUUCGCUGUUUUACGAUAAUUGAAAUAUCAUAUUUCUUUAUAUUUAAGGGUAUUCUCAGAUAGUGCCCCCUACUUUUCAAAAAUGUUAAAUGUCUCAGUUUUCAUUACCGUAUUAAAAUUUUAUCAAUGAAUUAAAACAAAAUUAAUACUUUAAUUGAAAAAAAGACAACGUAGUAACAAUUUUGCUGAGAUGUAGAAUUUAAAACAAAUUACUUACAGCUGUUAUCGAUUAGGAGUUAAACAAAAUUUGUUUAAUAAAUUUUAACUUACAAAAUUUGAAAAUUUAAUUAUAAAAUUGACAUCAACAUUUUACUGAAAUUUAUUUUCCAAAUUUCGUUUAACUCCCCAUUGAUAUCAAUUGUAAGUAAUUUUUUUUUAAAUCUGUACUUCGGCGAAAUUAUACGUUGUCCUUUUUUCCAUUUAGGGUUUAAUUUUUUUUAAACAAUCGAUAAAAUUUUGAUACGCUUGACAAUUGAGUCAUUGAAAAUUUUUUAAAAGUUGAGGCACUGUCUGAGAAUAUCCUGAAUCUUCGUUUUUUUUCUAUAGUUUUUUUUUUUUUCUAUAAUAUUUAUUUAUUUUUUUUCGAAAAUCAUGUAAACUUUCUUUGUAAACUGAAGGUAUUAGAUAUUAAUAAUUCAACUAGUAUUUAAGUGUAGAAAUCUAUUGAUUUCUUCCAUUUUUACCUUUAAAUAAUAAUUGAUAUCAUUAUAUCUUUUAUGUUAUGAGUAUUAAAACAAAAAAAAAAAAAAGAGAAUAACUAUUAAGAAUAUAUUUAAAUAAGAAUAAUCAUGGCAUAUAUCACAUAAUAUUUCUAGAUGUAUAUCAAUAAUGUAGUUGAAGUUAUUGUGAAAAGUCCAAAUAAAUUGUGUGUC
Microplitis demolitor is the source of this 2743-nucleotide messenger RNA. Its product is annotated as phosphoribosyl pyrophosphate synthase-associated protein 2. Gene Ontology annotation, cellular component: cytoplasm; ribose phosphate diphosphokinase complex. Gene Ontology annotation, biological process: 5-phosphoribose 1-diphosphate biosynthetic process; purine nucleotide biosynthetic process. Lineage: Eukaryota; Metazoa; Arthropoda; Insecta; Hymenoptera; Braconidae. The coding region runs from base 434 to 1507 and encodes 357 amino acids. The transcript has 6 exons. Gene Ontology annotation, molecular function: magnesium ion binding; ribose phosphate diphosphokinase activity. The record is from RefSeq and is a predicted model, not a curated record.